This is a messenger RNA of Carya illinoinensis, 2081 nucleotides long. Its product is annotated as probable E3 ubiquitin-protein ligase RHC1A. The record is from RefSeq and is a predicted model, not a curated record. Gene Ontology annotation, molecular function: ubiquitin protein ligase activity. The coding region runs from base 817 to 1770 and encodes 317 amino acids. Lineage: Eukaryota; Viridiplantae; Streptophyta; Magnoliopsida; Fagales; Juglandaceae. Gene Ontology annotation, biological process: protein ubiquitination. The transcript is spliced from 2 exons. Gene Ontology annotation, cellular component: cytoplasm.
AUUUAUUCAGUCUCGUUGGCGAUAGUUUGGUCUCGGAAUUGAUUUCGUUUGUGUUAGGUUUUCUUUUUACUGUGUGUCUGAGUAGAGUUUUCAAUCAGGGUACCUUAUUUAUUUGGUUUUUAUUGAGAAAUGAAACUGUUUAUUAUUAUUAUAAUUAUUUUUAUUUUGUGGUAGAGAUGUUGAUGAAAAUGGUAAUAUCUGCGAUAUGGCUGAGAUUGGUGUUCAAUUUCUUUUCGGGUACUUUUUUUUUUUGGGGGAGGGCGUUUUAAUUCACUUUUGUAAAUAAUUUAUGCUGAGUUAUGCGCUUUAAUACGAUUUUGAAGUGUUGGAUGGAUGUAAUCGAAUUAAGUAGCAGUUUUGCUUGAAUGGGAUCAUUUGCGUUUGUUUUGUGCUUUUUUUUUUCUUCGGUCCCGCUUGUCAAUAUUGGUUUGAAGGCUACUUGGACCGGAUAUUAAGAUAAUGUAUUAUGCAAGCUCGUUAGCUUUUACUGUGUUGGGAAUUUGCUUCAGUGGCGAUCUAAGCAAUUGAUAUUUCACUUAGUUAUUUCUUUCUGCUGUAUUGCCAGUGAGCUCUGACUCAAAUGGUGCUUUAUCUCCAGCCUAAAAGGUUGGAGGGUCAUGUCAAGACCUGACCACAAAUAUAAACCAAAUUGGUAUUUUCAUCAAUGAUUUUAUUGUUCUUGCUCUGAUAUUUCUGGCCUGGUAUGGAAGUGGAGCAAUGUUUGUGGCUCGUGACGUAAAGACUUCAGGUGGAGAAGUAACAGCUAUUGAGGCGUGAAGUUUAAGGUUUUGUGUUACGAUUCAAUAGAAAGGAGAGAUGUCAAGUACUGUAGACACACACUGGUGCUACCAAUGCAGGCAGCGAGUCAGGCCUGUAGAGCGAGAAAUUGCUUGCCCCCGCUGUGAUGAAGGCUUUAUUGAGGAAUUGGUGCCAGAAGACCAUUCCCAUCAAACACCUGCAGAAGAUCCUUCUCAACAAAUACCCAAUAUGAUGGACUUUCUGUAUUCUCUGAUGAUGCAGAGGGAUUCUAACCCAAGAAUUGAUCCUGUGGAGGUUUUUGAUGCUAUUGCAAGCCUGAGAAUGGGUGGAAGAAAUCCUAACAUCAAUUUUAGAUUGAGAUCUGGUGAUCCUUAUUUGGUUUUAAAUCAUAGUCCUGGUUCAGCCUUCUCUAACGGCAGUCCAAGAAGUGGACCAAUAGAAGUUGAUCUUGGUGACUACAGUACUGAGCGACGUUUGCAAGAAUUAAUUGAACAGCUUUCUGCGAAUGAUCGACGGGGUCCACCCCCAGCACCUCGUUCUUCAAUUGAUGCAAUGCCCACUAUCAAGAUUACACAAGCACAUAUGCAUACUGACUCACACUGUCCUGUCUGUCAGGAUAGAUUUGACUUGGGCAGUGAAGCAAGAGAGAUGCCAUGUAAACAUUUCUAUCACUCUGAUUGUAUAGUUCCUUGGUUGGUUCAGCACAACUCAUGUCCUGUUUGCCGCCUUGAGAUACCUACUCAAGGGACUGAUACUGAUAGUGCUCGAGGUAAUCGAAGUAGUGGGGGAGAGAACAGUGGGGGCAGCAGCAGAGACUAUGGCAGCUCUGGCGGUGUUACUCUGAAUAGUCUGCAGAAUCAGGGAAGGAGGAAUCCGUGGUAUGUUAUGUGGCCAUUCCGCCCAUCAAGUUCAAACACCCAUCAUCAUGCUGAAUAUAGAGGAAGCCGCACCUCAUCCACUCGUGAACAGAAUAAUGAGAUGAGUUACUCUGGAUGGUCUUUUGAUUAUUAAGGCUUCAUUUUCUUUCAUUGUCAAGUUCACUUGGCAUACCAACAAAGCUAGUAAAUGGAGUGGGUGAAUUAGAUCUGGUUUUAGAGUUUGGUUUAUAUCAAAUUUUAAAAUGUGCUUGCAGUUUGAUUACGUUUCACUAUUUUGCAUACAAUAAGUGUUAGGUGCGAGUAGAACUGGUUUGAAUAAUUCAAUCUGUCAUUGAAAAGUAAUGUACAACUUCCAUAGGUACUUCUUGGCAUCUAAUUUUUUGCAAAUUGAAUUAGGUGCUUCCUAGCAUCUCUUUUAUAAAAGGAUGGCAGGUUUAUGAUUUC